Molecule: messenger RNA, 1893 nt
Organism: Diaporthe batatas
Lineage: Eukaryota; Fungi; Ascomycota; Sordariomycetes; Diaporthales; Diaporthaceae
Exons: 4
Coding region: 1-1893 (630 amino acids)
Source: RefSeq, a predicted model, not a curated record
AUGUCUGAAGCAGAACACAUCCACCCAGGUGGGGUGCCAGCACCAGCCCAGCCCUAUGACAAAGUCCCAGCACACGGACCUAUCAACUUCCGCCGCCUGGUACACAACCCCGAGAACAGAGAGCAAGGCAACCCCCAAGAUGGUGUGAGCACCAGAGAGAACACCACUGCCCCGGAGCAGGGCACAAGUAAAGAAGAACCUGAAGUGGAAGAAGUUCGAGGUUACAAGUAUGCCAACAUUUCCAAUAUCAGCCACCAUGAGGACACCAGGGUUCACGUUGAGGAUCUCUCCGACAUGAAUGUUGACCCUCAGCUGGAACAAGAGACACAUGAUCUGCUUCAGGAAGUUCUCACGUUCGAUGUAACAGAGAAGCCUGCAUACUCCAGGUCGCAGAGCCUGGAAAACGUGACCACGGAACAGUUCACAACACCUAGCCCAUUUGGAGACUUGCGUGUUUGCCGCAAGACAUAUAACUACAUUGACGUUCGCAAGAAGGGCCACAAGCAAUACUCGCAAUCAGCCACCGCGAAGCGAAUCGAGAAGAUCGCACGGGACCGAGCAGGGCCAGCGCCAUCCAGAGCCCAGGAGGAAUAUGUGGCUCGCAGAAUACUGGCCACAAAUGGCAGCGUGCUCCCCAAGGGACGCCAGCGCGAAAAGUGGAAGAUCCUCCUGAACCAGGCCCAUGAAGAACUACAUCUCCAUCGGGAUGAUGAUACCUACCAGGCGGAUCUCACCAACGAAAUGAAUGGGGCCAAGCCAGCAGAUUGCACAAUUACACAAGAGAAUGUUGAGGAUGUGAAGAACAAUCUGCCGAAACGGACGGCAAGCAACCCAUUUGAUCAAUUCCAAGUCGACGGAGAGGCAGCGAAGGCACGCGAGCUCAUCGAAGGAUAUGAUAUCAUCAUCUGCAGGGACAUGGGCAGCCGGCUGAUCAUUGGCGUCUUUACGAAGGCUCCGGAGGCCCUUCGGCAUCCCACGAACCAGGCGAUACAUCUAGCACGGUUUCCGAACAAAGAUGUAAAUUCAGAACAGUGUGAGCAACCGCAUUUUGCCGUCUGUGGAGUCGAGCAUUACGGGGUCCACCACGAGAGCGGAUCAGCGAGCGGGCUUCAACGCCUUUGCUUGCAAGAUUUCACUGUCAAAUCCAGAGACCGCCUCGACGCAGUGAUCAAUAGCAGUGCAUGGACUGAUGAAAAGCCGAAACUCGUGACAGGCGUCUAUGGUACUGCCACAAAGGUGUCACGUGUGUCCUUCAAGUCUUGGGACCCCGAGCUAUACGAGGAGGCUUUGACAGUCCGACAGAACCUGCCCGAGGUACUCCAAGUAAAGCUGGCUAAGACAGGUGACAACCCGUACGGGUACAUGGCCCAUCUUGUUGAUGCGCAGACGGAAGGCCAUUUGGACUCAACAGACUGGGAGCAAGGCCUGGCUGCUCUAACUUGCUUUGGAAACUUCACUGAUGGGGACUUGGUGCUUCCGUGGCUUGGUCUUCGAAUUUCCUUUCCAAGUGGAUCGAGUUGCCACUUACGAGGACGCGAGAUCUACCACUACGUUACUGGCUACCAAGGUCACAGAUACUGUGUGGUCCUGACGAACAAGGAGUCAGUGCGGAAGACUAUACCCGACUUCCAGAAAGGCUACAAAGAGAUGAUGGAGAAGGUUGAAGAGCUGAAGAAGACAAACGUGGACGACUGGUCUGAGGAUGAGAGGAAGCUCAUGGAGGCCAACUUGGAGGGCAAGAGUGCCGUUCUGGAGCUGAUUUGGAAUUCAGCAAGGAAAUAUCGCCAGCCGUCCACGUCCGACAAAGCUCACUCUGGCCAGGGCUCUCAGUCUGAGCAAGACAACUCUGGCGAGCCUCCUCUCAAGAAGCAGAGGAUGUCGGAGUCCCAAUGA